This is a messenger RNA of Arvicola amphibius (Eurasian water vole), 1116 nucleotides long. RefSeq names its product UDP-GlcNAc:betaGal beta-1,3-N-acetylglucosaminyltransferase 3 (gene B3gnt3). Gene Ontology annotation, molecular function: N-acetyllactosaminide beta-1,3-N-acetylglucosaminyltransferase activity. The transcript is spliced from 2 exons. The coding region runs from base 1 to 1116 and encodes 371 amino acids. Lineage: Eukaryota; Metazoa; Chordata; Mammalia; Rodentia; Cricetidae. Gene Ontology annotation, cellular component: membrane. The record is from RefSeq and is a predicted model, not a curated record.
AUGCGGAUGCCCCGGCCGCGCCCCGAUGUGAUGAUCCUCGUCCUGGCCAUGGCUGCCAUCUCUCUGAUGCUCCUGUCUCACGUGUCGCCGCCAGGCUGCCCCGCCCUGGAGAGGCCCGCGGAGCCCCAGGAGGUCGCCACGUGGCCCCCGAACCCUCUGCGCGUGGCCUCCGCCCCGUGCCUGGCCAACCUGUCGGUGGCCGAGCACCCGGACUUCAGCGAGCUGCCCGCGCACGUGCGCGACUUCUUGCUGUACCGACACUGCCGCAACUUCCCGCUGCUGCGGGAGCCACCGGCCGCCAAGUGCGCGCGGCCCGUUUUCCUGCUGCUCGCCAUCAAGUCGUCGCCGGCCAACUAUGGUCGCCGCCAGGUGCUGCGUCGCACGUGGGCGCAGGAGCGGCAGGUGUACGGGGCGUCGCUGCGCCGCCUCUUCCUCGUGGGCAACCACCGCGACCCCCGAGAGGCGCGCAAGUUCAGCCGGCUGCUGGAGCUGGAGGCACGGGCGUAUGGCGACAUCGUGCAGUGGGACUUCCACGACUCCUUCUUCAACCUCACGCUUAAGCAGGUCCUCUUCCUGGAGUGGCAGCAGACUCACUGCCCCGACUCCAGCUUCGUGCUCAACGGGGACGACGACGUUUUUGCGAACACGGACAACAUGGUCACCUACCUGCAGGGCCGCGACCCGGACCGCCACCUCUUCGUGGGCCACCUGAUCCGGAACGUGGGCCCUAUCCGCUCGCCCUGGAGCAAGUACUUCGUGCCCAAGCUGGUGACCGCGGACGAGAGCUACCCGCCCUACUGCGGCGGCGGCGGCUUCCUGCUGUCCCGCUUCACGGCGGCCGCGCUGUUUCGCGCCGCGCGCGACCUCCCGAUUUUCCCCAUCGACGACGUGUUCCUGGGCAUGUGUCUGCAACAGCAGGGCCUGGAGCCCGCUUCGCACGACGGGGUGCGCACUGCGGGGGUGCGCGCCCCCAGUCCCCGCCUGUCCUCCUUCGACCCCUGCUACUACCGAAGGCUGCUCCUCGUGCACCGCUUUCUGCCCUUUGAGACGCUGCUGAUGUGGGACGCGCUGAGCCAGCCCCAGCUCUCCUGCGGCAAGCAAAGCGCGGUCUCCUGA